AGCGCGCCGGCCGCCGGACCAUGCCCGGGCCGCGGGGCCGCCCCCCGCUGCCGCCGCCGCUGCUGCCGCCGCUGCUGCUGCUGCUGCUGCUCCCGGCCGCGCCGGCCGCGCAGAGCUGCCUGAGCAGGCAGCAGCUCCUGGCCGCCAUCCGGCAGAUGCAGCAGCUGCUCAAGGGGCAGGAGACGCGCUUCGCCGAGGGGCUGCGCCUGAUGAAGAGCCGGCUCAGCACCCUGCACGCCUCCCUGGCCAAGGGACCGGCCGCGGCGCUGCCCGCCUCCUGCCCUGCCCUGCAAGCCCCUGCGGAUGGGAAGAAGUUUGGCACCAAGUACCUGGUGGAGCACGAGGUUCACUUCGCCUGCGACCCCGGCUUCCAGCUCCUGGGCUCCAGCACCAGGACGUGCCAGGCCAACGGCAGCUGGACCGGGCAGGAGCCCCGCUGCACAGAGAUCAGUGAGUGCUCGAGCAGCCCCUGCCAGAACGGGGGCACGUGCCUGGAGGGGCUCAACCAGUUCAAGUGCCUCUGCCCGCAGCAGUGGACCGGGGCCACCUGCCAGUACCAGGCACAGACGGCUCCUCCUGCCUGGAGCGUCACGGAUGACCCGGCCUUCAGCCGCCAGCCCCGCUGUGCCCAGAUCGACCAGACCCAGCACUGCAGCUGCGAGCCCGGCUUCCACAUGAGCGGCACCGCGGCCACCGGCCUCUGCCAGGACCUCAAUGAGUGUGAGGUGUACAAGCGGGACGGGGGGCCCCGGCUCUGUGCUCACGCCUGUGUCAACCUGCCCGGCUCCUACCGCUGCGCCUGCCCCGGGGGGUACGUGCUGCUGGGCGAUGGCAAGAGCUGCGAAGACAUCGAUGAGUGUGCUCUGUCCCUGGACAACUGCACGAGGGGAACAACCUGCAUCAACACUGGGGGGGGCUUCCAGUGUGUGAACCCCCAGUGCCCCCCGCCCACCGGCAACGUCACCUAUGUCAAGACAUCACCCUUCCAGUGCGAGCGCAACCCCUGCCCGAUGGAGAGCCGCUCGUGCCACCAAGCCCCCAAGACCAUCUCCUUCCACUACCUUCCAUUGCCAUCCAAGCUGCUGACUCCCACCCCGCUGUUCCGCAUGGCCACGGCAGCAGCUCCCGGCCGGCCGGGCCCCGACAGCCUCCGCUUCGGCAUCGCGGGUGGCAACAACCGCGGGCACUUUGUGAUGCAGCGCUCGGACCGGCACACCGGGGAGCUCAUCCUGGUGCAGAGCCUCCAGGGCCCCCAGACCAUCCAGGUGGAUGUGGACAUGUCCGAGUACCUGGACCGUGUCUUCCAGGCCAAGCACGUGUCCAGAAUCACCAUCUUCGUGUCUGCCUAUGAGUUUUAGGGGAGGUGGCAGCCGGGGUGGUCCCUGCUCAGCAUCCUCCGCACGGAAGCGCCAGCCCUGGAGGCGGGUGUCUCACAGGAGCUCCAGGUGACAUCCCAUAGCAAAGCCUCUCUGCAUCCUCCCCUCUGCAUUGAGGUUAUUCUUUGGCACCACCUAUAUUGGGGGGAAAAGAGGGAAAUGAGGUGCAGAAGGAAUCAGGUGCAGGUUACCCGCUCAUUGGAGUGGGAGCAGAGCAUCAGCCGCACCUGAAGCUCCACAAGGACAAUGUCCCACAGCCUCACUGCCUGCACAGCACAGAAAGCAGUGCAUAGAAACCACAGCCCUCAUUGCCUUUUAAUUCUUUUCUUUCAUAGGAAAUAAGUUAAAGUGGUGCAUGCAGGAGGAGGGAGGCUCAUAGCAGGUACUGCUCUCCCCCCCGCUGGCUCGGGCUUGCGUGCACUGACCCCAAUCUUGUUAAAACAUAGAGGCAUGGUUUGGGUUGGAAAGGACCUUAAAGCUCCUCCAGUUCCAACCCCUGCCAAAGGCAAGGACACCUUCCGCUAGAGCAGCUUGCUCCAAGACCCAGCCUCUGCUCCCCUUUGGAUGAGGAAACCCAUGGCAGCCUGCAUAGAGGGGGCUGGUCUGGGGUUCCAAUCCCAUGGGAUUGACCGGGACUGGAAAAAUCCAUGAAUCCAUGAAUGAAUCCAUGCUCGAGGGAGCUGGAGAUGUGAGUGUUUCAUUUAUCCAUCAGGCACAGCCUCACCCCGUUGUGUGUACACAGCAAUGGGGAUAGCGGGGGUUUGGCUGGAAACCAUGCCAGGGGGAGGGACACGCACACGGACCCCCCUCCCUGGCCUGGCUCUCUUCCCCCCGGGACCUUGGUGCUUGUCCAUGUUAACCACAACCCCUGCCCAACGUUAUGCAUGUUCUCUGUUACGCUGGUUUAGUACCAUGAUAUAACCUCUGAGCAGAAUAAAGUACCCAAAGCA
This is a messenger RNA of Neopsephotus bourkii (Bourke's parrot), 2326 nucleotides long. RefSeq names its product fibulin 7 (gene FBLN7). The transcript has 8 exons. Bases 21 to 1358 code for a protein of 445 amino acids. The record is from RefSeq and is a predicted model, not a curated record. NCBI's taxonomy places the organism in Eukaryota, Metazoa, Chordata, Aves, Psittaciformes, Psittacidae. Gene Ontology annotation, molecular function: calcium ion binding.